Messenger RNA from Nylanderia fulva, 1968 nucleotides. RefSeq lists its product as uncharacterized. Gene Ontology annotation, molecular function: damaged DNA binding. Gene Ontology annotation, biological process: DNA double-strand break processing involved in repair via single-strand annealing; DNA repair. The record is from RefSeq and is a predicted model, not a curated record. NCBI's taxonomy places the organism in Eukaryota, Metazoa, Arthropoda, Insecta, Hymenoptera, Formicidae.
UUUUUUCGUUUCAUACUGCAUGACAAACUGUUAUGGCGGAUUGUGUCGAAAUGCAUGUGUGAUGACAUGUAAAUAAAUGUUGAAGAUUGUACAUCUAAUUAGUGAAAUUGUAUAAAAAAGUGUAUAUUUUAUUUGGUUUAUAAUUUGUUGAAAAGAUUUAUAUAUCUCUCAGGAUAGAGACAUUCCCUGAAAAACUAGGAGAGAUACUUGUUGCUUCGAAACGAUAAGUGUGCUCCAAUAAUGUCAACGUUUCUACAAUUCAACUGUCUCAUACACGAUAAAAUUGCCAAAAAAGCAAUAGACAACUAUAUCGGAAUUUUGCAAGAAGCAUUCGAGCAAUAUCAAAAUUUGUGGGAAAAUUACUUAAAGUUGCAAGAGAAAUAUGAACAAUGCAAUGUACGUUCUUCCUUCCGAAUGAUGGUUGAUGAACCCUGCACAAAAACAGAAGACGAUCUAACACCUCAAAGACAGUUGAAUAAUAGCAGUAUCGCCCAAGAAGAAAGUGUUUCAUUGUUGGAAUUAGAUACAUUAAACAUAGCUUCUGUUAAUUUUAAAUCUAACAUUGGACCCGACUCUCUUGCACAUCUGAAAGAAUCUCCAUGCAAAGACACUGACGAUAAAAGCCCAUCAAAAAGUCCAGUAUUCUCCGGGAAGCGUCAAAGGAUCGGCGGUAUUUCUGUAAAGAAAUUCGCACAAUUGCCUACAGCAGAUUUGUCGAUUUGUAAGAAUUUAGCAGCAGACAUGAAGACACAUAGUAAUUCUGAAAAAAUUCCCUUAGAAUGUAAUCAGAAGUUAGAGCUUAGUACAUCACAUCAUGUGGAGACGACAUUUCUAUCAGAUGGAAGAAGAUUGAAGCAAUCUCGGCUUGUAUUUCAACCAAUCAAGUGUACCAAAAAGAUGACAUCUCUAAGUGUACCUAAGCCAGCCAGUGUAGUGUCAAAAGUAGAACAAGAAUCUCUAGAAGAUAUUUCUGUAGCAAAGGCAUCUGUUACUACAGAAAGUAAUGUCGCAAAUACCAAUGAAACUUUUGAGGAUGUAAUAGAGAUCAGCCCUACGCAGAAAAAUAUUACAUUUAAUAAGACUACGCACCGUUUAAGACUUAAGAGAAAAACUCUUGCAAGGCAAACAAAAGAUCCUCAGAAUAAAUAUAAAUGCUAUGAGCCUGUUUCUAAUCUUCCAGAGAUAACAAUAGAUACUGUGGAUUUUGCAUUAUGUCCUUCGCCAAAACAUGUUUCUAUAGAAGUGGAAGAUGAUAAACCGUUGGUUGAAAACAUGACUAAUACUGUAAUUAAUACACCGAGAAAUAAAGUUAAUGUAAAUAGUUUUUCACCAGUGAAAAUGUGUAGCAAUGCUCCAAUUAAAAAGGAAGAUCAACUGACAGUAAAUAUUGUACAAAAUAGUGCAGAAAAGAAAAAUAAUUUUACCUAUGAAGAUGAUAGCUUCUUUCUGUCUACCCAGCUAGUUUUAAAUAAAAAUGACAUGGAUCAUUUCAAUUUAGAUGAUACAGAGAACAAGCCACCUAUAAAAAAAGGAUUACCGAUUAAAAACAUACUGUCAAAGAAAAAGGAAGUUUCAGAACAGCUUAAUAUGCGAUGCAAAGCUGACAGAGCAAAACUUAAUGGUUGGGAUUGCUGGGAAUGUGAAAAAUAUUACAAAAAUCUGCCACUGUCAAAGGAUGAAUUGCAGAAAAGAAAGAAUCAAUGUUCGCGGCACCGGCAUAAGUACGAGAGACCAAAUACACCAGAAGGAUUUUGGGAUCCAGAAUUUCCUGAGACGUCAAGCACAUAUCGGCAAAAUAAUACGUGAGGUACUUGAUCCUUGAAAUAGGCCGCGUCUGAAUGAGCAGAAAGGGAUGUACGCGAUGAUAAUAAAACGGUAUCACCUUAUAGAGUAGCGAUAAGACAAAAAUAAUACACCACACUUGAGAUUAUCUCAACAUAUGUAUGUAUAUAUACGUUUCUUCAAGUC